CUUUUUACAUGAAAUUCACAUUCACAAAUGAUUAAUUUACCGUCCAUGCCGUUUCACAGAAAAUUCUCUCCCUUCCUUCCUUGACCUCUGGAUGUGAUGUUGAUGUAUUAUUACGUGUGUAACGGGCUCUGCAUUCAGGAUCUCUCUCCUCCUGUUUCUAUGGAGACCAGAGAGCCAAUCAGCUGCCUUGGCCGUGGACUGUACUAAAGGCUGCAGAUGGAGGAGGCAGAGCAUGUCUUACACAUUAAGGAAUCUCACACACACACACACACACACACACACACGUUACCUCAGCAGCAUCUUUGAAUUUCUGUCCUUGUCAGUGCAUGCUCCCCCGCAGCAUGUAACAAUCCACAUCUUGCUGAUGUAAGUGCGUGAUGCGCGUGUGACAUCACGGCCCAGGACGCAGCGCUGUAGUGUUGUGAGCAGUCUGAAUGAGCGAGCGUACGGCACACGCAGACCCACGGCCAUGGCACACAGACUCAGUAUGAUGUAUGUAAAUGCUUUGCACCAGUACUGCUGUCCCGCGCCGUUGCGCUCUAAGCAGCUAGCUGUACCUGCUCCUCUCUCUGAGUGCAGGGAUGAUAAUGUGCUGCAUCAGUUCUGCUGUCCUCCAUCUGGAAGCAGCAGUCCUUCAAGAUAGCAGGAAUGACAUCUCCUGUUCAGCCAAGGAUCUGUCCUCUCUCACAAAGCGUUCUUCCAAAAGAGCUACAUCAUCCAUCCAUCCAUCCAUUCGUCUCCUGAGGGAACAGUGUGUUUCUCUGGGGAAUAAACGUCACUGUGUGUGCCGUUGCGUUCACAUAUAGGACAGAUGGAAAUCUUUCUGCAGUAGUUCAUUUACAAGCGCAGUCCAUUAACGCUGGAAGAACACAACUGUAGCGCUAGAACUAAUACAGUCGAGUGUUAGUCAACCUCAAACGUGUACCUCUGAUACAAAGAUAGAUAGCUAAAAGUGUAUUAUGCACAGUGUGGAAGAGUAAAAUGAGUGAAAGAGCAAUUUCAUUCAGUACUCAGAGUGAUGCAUGAAAUGAAAAAGCAAUAUCUAUUUAAGAAUCAAUUACUGUAUCACAGCUGUAUCUGCUUUGCCUGAUAUCAGUAGCUUAUUGUCUUGAACAUGUAACAAGAUUCAAAUUAAAAGUUUCAUUUUUGA
Molecule: messenger RNA, 1150 nt
Organism: Labeo rohita (rohu)
Lineage: Eukaryota; Metazoa; Chordata; Actinopteri; Cypriniformes; Cyprinidae
Exons: 3
Coding region: 470-643 (57 amino acids)
Source: RefSeq, a predicted model, not a curated record